AUGAGUGGCCGUGUGCUGGAUUUGUUCAAGCCGUUCGAGGCAUAUUUGCCAGAUGUGAUCUCGCCUGAAAGAAAAGUGCCUUACAAUCAGAAGCUGAUCUGGACAGGUGUUUCGCUGCUAAUUUUCUUGGUGCUGGGCCAAAUUCCGCUGUAUGGGAUUGUGUCGAGUGAAACCUCGGAUCCAUUGUACUGGCUUCGUGCCAUGCUGGCCUCCAACAGAGGUACACUAAUGGAACUAGGUGUGACACCAAUCAUUACCUCUUCUAUGAUCUUCCAGUUCUUGCAGGGAACUCAAUUGCUCCAGGUCAACAUGGAAAACAAGCAUGACCGUGAACUGUUCCAAAUUGCCCAAAAAGUAUGUGCUAUUUUGCUCACAUUCGGCCAAGCUGUCGUUGUGGUGCUCUCGGGCAACUAUGGGAGACCUUCGGACCUGGGAAUUGCCAUCUCCCUUCUUUUGAUUUUCCAACUGAUGUUCGCAUCGUUCAUUGUUCUUUUGCUGGACGAAUUGCUCGCUAAAGGCUAUGGCCUUGGAUCUGGAAUUUCACUGUUCACCGCCACCAACAUUGCCGAGCAAAUUUUUUGGAAAGCUUUCGCACCCACCACAGUCAACUCAGGCCGUGGAAAUGAAUUUGAAGGCGCGGUUGUUGCUUUGUUCCAUCUGCUAGCUAUCAGGAAAGACAAGAAAAGAGCCUUGGUCGAGGCCUUUUAUAGAGAGAACUUGCCCAACAUGUUCCAGGUCUUGUCCACUGUUGCUGUGUUCUUGUUUGUGCUCUAUUUGCAAGGAUUCCGCUACGAACUGCCCAUCAGAUCAACCAGAACUAGAGGUCAAGUCGGUGUUUACCCAAUCAAGCUAUUUUACACUUCCAACACACCUAUCAUGUUACAGAGUGCUCUGACCUCCAAUGUGUUCUUGAUCUCGCAGAUCAUGUACCAGCGGUUCCCAUCAAACCCGGUUGUGCGCCUUGUCGGUGUAUGGGGUGCGAGACCCGGAUCCCCAAUGGGCCAACAAGUUGCUUUGAGCGGGCUUUCUUACUAUAUCCAACCACCAUUUUCUGUAACUGAUGCCAUCUUGGAUCCAAUCAAGACCGUCAUUUACGUGGCCUUCGUGUUGGGUGCAUGUGCCAUGUUUUCCAAAACGUGGACCGAGAUCUCUGGUACUUCGCCCCGUGAUAUAGCCAAACAAUUCAAAGAUCAGGGUCUUGUUAUCAACGGUAAGAGAGAGUCUUCUGUCUACAAAGAACUGAAAAAAAUUAUCCCAACCGCUGCUGCUUUCGGUGGUGCAACCAUCGGUGCAUUGUCGGUUGGAUCUGAUCUACUGGGAACCUUGGGUUCUGGUACUUCCAUUUUGAUGGCCACCACUACCAUCUACGGAUACUACGAAACUGCUGCCAAAGAAGGUGGCUUUUCUAAGAACUUGGUGGCUGGCUUCUCCGAGUUGAUGUAA
Molecule: messenger RNA, 1443 nt
Organism: Lachancea dasiensis
Lineage: Eukaryota; Fungi; Ascomycota; Saccharomycetes; Saccharomycetales; Saccharomycetaceae
Source: the annotation of a GenBank genome assembly